This is a messenger RNA of Musca domestica (house fly), 1715 nucleotides long. RefSeq names its product probable glutamate--tRNA ligase, mitochondrial (gene GluRS-m). Gene Ontology annotation, biological process: glutamyl-tRNA aminoacylation. The transcript is spliced from 9 exons. Lineage: Eukaryota; Metazoa; Arthropoda; Insecta; Diptera; Muscidae. The record is from RefSeq and is a predicted model, not a curated record. Gene Ontology annotation, molecular function: tRNA binding; zinc ion binding; ATP binding. The coding region runs from base 58 to 1629 and encodes 523 amino acids.
UAUUAUAAAACUUUUUCAAUUCCACUAGGAAUUUAGAAGCCCUACUUAAUUUUCGAAAUGUUAUUACUUAAAAGAAUAAAAUCUCUUAAUUACGCAACAAAAUGUAUAAUCCAUAGAUAUAGUUCUACAGAAGUAAGGGUGAGAUUUGCGCCUAGUCCAACUGGAUAUUUACAUUUGGGAGGUCUUCGGACAGCCUUGUACAAUUACUUGUAUGCCAAACAUCAUAAUGGAAAAUUCUUGCUGCGGAUUGAGGAUACUGAUCAAACCCGUCUUGUGGCAGGUGCUAUGGAAAGUUUAGUUGAAGAUUUACAAUGGGCUGGCAUAGAAAUAGACGAAGGACCCGGCUCAAGGGUGCCGGGAUCUUAUGGACCCUACAUACAGAGUCAACGUACCAAACUAUAUUUAGAUCAUGUUAAAAUACUGCUGGAAAAUGGAUCAGCUUAUCGUUGCUUUUGUACAGAACGAAGAUUAGACUUGUUGCGGAAGGAGGCCUUACGUACUAGACAAGUACCCAAAUAUGAUAAUAAAUGUCGUCAUCUUUCACAAAAACAAAUUGACGAGCUUUUAGCUAAAUCGACACCAUUUUGUAUUCGUUUCAAAUUGGACGACUACGAGGAACCACUUAAUGACUUGAUUUAUGGUCCAGUACAUCACAAUGUUAGCCAAAAUGAAGGCGAUCCAGUGAUUAUAAAAUCUGAUGAAUUUCCAACAUAUCAUUUUGCCAAUGUUGUUGAUGAUCACUUGAUGAAUAUAUCGCAUGUGUUUCGUGGUGUCGAAUGGCAGAUAUCCACUACCAAACAUUUGCUGUUGUAUAGAGCUUUCGGUUGGACACCACCAGAAUAUGGCCAUUUGCCUCUCUUGGUUAAUGCAGAUGGAACUAAAUUAAGUAAACGCCAGGGCGAUAUAGGCAUUAAGAACUUCAGAGAUAAGGGCUAUUUUCCAAUUGCCUUGCUGAACUAUGUGGUCUCUGCCGGUGGUGGUUUUCCUCAUGAGCAAUUUUCCAAACCAAAGGUGUAUACCUUACCUGAACUUUCAGAAAAGUUCAAUAUUGAAAAAGUCAAUUCACAUCCAAGUCGUUUAAAUCCCGAAGUUCUCGAUGAUUUCAAUCGUCUGCAAAUUACCCAGUUAUUACAGUCUGAAGAGUCAACAAUGGAAUUGGUUAAAACGGUUCGAGGGCUUGUACAGUCAACAUAUCCUACAGAAACAAAUCUCGAUCUUAAUACAGACCAUAUACGAAACAUUUUGAAAUGGUCUUCAAACCGAUUAACAUUUAUUAAGGAUUUAACAUCGCCAAAAUUAAGUUUCUUAUGGGUAAAACCUGCAAACUUUAAACUUGAUGUUAUCAGUAAAGACCAACAACAAAUCUUAUUGGACAUUCUUCUAACAACUGAAGAUUUUACAAAGGACAACGUAAACACAGUCCUAAAGGAAUACAGCAAGCAAAAUGAUAUAAAGUUUCCAAUUCUUAUGAAAUCAUUAAGGUCUGCUUUAAGUGGUUUAAAAGAAGGACCAGGUGUGGCUGAAAUGAUGGAAAUACUAGGUAAAGAAGUGGUAUUAGAAAGACUUUCAGAUGCAAUGGAAGCAUGCAAAGUGCCAACAGAGAAAGAAACUGUUUUGUGUAACAAAUAAUCUUCUGAAGGCAUUUAAUAAAUAUGAUUUGUAUAUAAAUAAUUAAUGUAAAUAAAAUAUGUAUUUAUUUCAAAAUUGUAUAAAUA